AUGCAGUACAUAGCGUCAUCUGUGAUUGCUUUGAACAAACGUGGCAUCAGAGAUACUAAAUCAUAUUUUAAUGAACAGGCCCAAGGUCUAAAAAUAUUCCCUAAUUUUCAGGAUCGUCUAAAACCUGGCCGGAUGUUGUUGGUCGAUACGUAUGAACAAAAAAUCGAACAAGAUGAAGAUUUGAAACGUCGAAUUGCACAGUCACGACCACACAAAAAACUAACUUCACGACGUGUUUACUUGGAUUUACUCCGGAAAGAUGAUGUUCUUUCACAUGGAGCCGUUACAAACGAAUACCUCAUCAAGUGUAAUCUGGAAGCACUUGGUAUUGAGGGUAUGAAGAAGAAGGAUGUCCACCUGGAUUCAGAUCGUCGCCUAUCACUUUAUGCCUAUACACAUGACACAUUCAGCUUGCUACUGGUACCGAUGAUCAAAGAAAAGAAAGAAGCACUCGGUUCUAUGGGCAAUGAUGCAGCACUGGCCUGUUUGUCUGAUUUCAAUCCGUUGAUGUUUUCGUAUUUUCAACAACUUUUUGCUCAGGUCACAAAUCCGCCAAUUGACCCGUUCCGUGAGCAGAUUGUUAUGAGUCUACGAUGUCCUGUUGGUCCGGAAUCGAACCUGCUUGAGCCAAAUGAGGAGUUGGAUAGUCGUCUCAUACUUGAGCAACCUGUACUUUCACUAGUUGAUGUGAAGUUUCAGGUCAUUAAGCGAACGAUGUAUAAAGGUUGGCGAAGCAAAACCAUUGACAUUACGUUCCCAGUGAAAUAUGGAGUGAAAGGCUUGGUACCUGGUUUGGAUAGAAUCUGCUGUGAAGCAUGUACAGCAGCCUUGGAAGGCUAUCAGAUCCUGGUGCUGUCAGAUAGGGCAGCCAGUAAGGACAAUGUGCCCAUAUCGUCACUGUUAGCCGUCGGAGCCAUACAUCAAUGCCUCAUUCGACACCGUCUCAGAAUGAAGGUUGCCAUCAUUGUGGAAACUGGUGAAGCAAAGGUUGUCCAUGAUUUCUGUGUUUUGCUUGGUUUCGGAGCUGAUGCUGUUUGCCCCUACAUGGUUUUCGAGACAAUGUAUCGACUCCGAUACCUUGGCUUGCUCGACAAGGAGCUCAAUGACGACAUGGUAUAUCAAGGCUAUCGUCAGGGAGUUGAACGUGGUAUCUUCAAAGUGAUGGCAAAAAUGGGAAUCAGUACGUUACACUCGUACAAGCACGCCCAAAUCUUUGAAAUAGUCGGGUUGGCUAAGGAAGUAGUCGAUUUGUGUUUCAAAAACACCGUUUCUCGUCUUGGUGGUGCCACGUUUGAGAUUUUGGCUGCUGAGGCCCUGAAACGCCAUCGCUCUGCAUUCCCUGUAGCCGCAAACGCUGACAAGCACGUAUUUGGAGAUUCACGUGUUCUCGUCGCUUCUGGAACAUUCCACUGGAGAGCAGGAGGAGAAAAACAUAUCAAUGAGCCGGAGUCGAUUGCCAAGCUACAGGCAGCUACUCGCCUCAACAAUAAGAAGACAUUCCAUGAAUACUCUCAGGCAUCGAAUCUCGCCCAGAGAUGGUGCACUCUUAGGGGCCAACUCGAGAUUAAAACCAGUUCGAAACUCGAAAUUCCUAUGGAUCAAGUCGAACCGGCUAGUGAGAUAGUGAAGAGAUUUGUAACAGGAGCUAUGUCAUUCGGGUCAAUCUCAUGGGAGGCACAUACUACGCUUGCCAUCGCCAUGAAUCGCAUCGGCGGCAAGUCUAAUACAGGUGAAGGUGGUGAGAAACCAGAGCGUUACGCGACUAACCAAGAUCCCAACAACAACUUGCGAUCGGCUAUCAAACAGGUGGCUUCUGCACGCUUUGGUGUCACAUCAGCUUAUUUAGCCAACGCCGACGAACUUCAAAUCAAAAUGGCACAAGGUGCCAAACCUGGUGAAGGUGGUGAAUUGCCUGGUCACAAAGUGACAAAGGAUAUUGCUGAUACACGUAAAUCAACACCUGGAGUUGGAUUGAUCUCACCGCCACCACAUCAUGAUAUUUAUUCCAUUGAAGAUCUCGCUCAACUAAUCUAUGAUCUCAAAUGUGCCAAUCCUGAGGCACGUGUUAGUGUGAAACUUGUUUCUGAAGCAGGUGUUGGUAUUAUCGCAUCAGGUGUUGUGAAAGGUAACGCCGAUCAUCUCACUAUCUCGGGACAUGAUGGCGGUACUGGAGCUUCCAGCUGGACCGGUAUCAAGCACGCUGGUCUACCAUGGGAACUGGGCGUUGCCGAAACUCAUCAGGUGCUGACAAUGAACAAUCUCAGGAGUCGAGUAAUUAUCCAGGCUGAUGGACAAAUCCGAACUGGACGUGAUGUAAUGGUAGCGGCUCUGUUGGGUGCAGACGAAUUCGGUAUGUCUACUGCGCCACUGAUCGUUCUUGGCUGUACGAUGAUGAGGAAAUGCCAUUUGAAUACGUGCCCAGUCGGUAUUGCUACCCAAGAUCCCAUCCUUCGUGCGAAAUUCGACGGCAAACCUGAGCAUGUCGUGAACUUCAUGUUCAUGGUAGCCGAAGAAGUACGGUAUUUCCUUGCAAGACUUGGUCUCCGCAAACUUAGCGACGCCAUAGGACGAACUGAUCUUCUCUAUGCAAAUCCAAAUCCUGUGAACAAAAAGGCGACUCUUCUUGAAUUCGGCUCAAUCCUAAAGAAUGUACAUCAUAUGUUCCCCAACAUUUCUACCAAAGGUGGAACAGUGAAACAAGUAAUCGAGCUCGGUGAGCUUGAACAAGAGAUCCUGAAAGAGUUACCCCGGGUAGUCGAUGGUCCGGGCGAGCAUUUGAAGGUCACCGGAAGAACCAUAACGAAUUUGGAUCGAGCAUUUGGUACUAGGAUUAGUUACGAGAUCUCGAAGCGCUUUGGUGAAGCUGGACUUGAAGGCACAAGAUCGCUCGAAAUAUCUGUCCAAGGCUCGGCUGGCCAGUCAUUCUGCGCUUUCCUUGCCAAGGGUGUCACUGUGGAACUCGAGGGUGACGCGAAUGACUAUGUUGGUAAGUGCCUUUCUGGUGGUACCGUGAUCGUUUACCCACCAAAGUGUGCCCAGUACAAAUCGGAAGAAAACUCGAUCAUUGGUAACGUGGCGCUCUACGGUGCUACUUCAGGCGAAUGUUGGCUUCGUGGAGUAGCCGGAGAGCGGUUUGCCGUCAGAAAUUCCGGUUCCACAGCAGUAGUCGAGGCAGUAGGAGACCAUGCCUGCGAGUAUAUGACUGGAGGCCGAGUAAUUAUUCUCGGAGCCAUUGGACGAAACUUUGCUGCUGCCAUGAGUGGAGGAAUCGCUUUCCUCUUUAACCAAGGUGACCCAUUCGUUCAUCGAAUUAAUACAGCAACUGUGGAUUUGGAUGAUCCAACUGAGGAGGAUCUGAUCUUUAUUCGUGAAAAAAUCGAGCGUUUCAUUGAGUUGACUGGUUCGGAACUUGGUCAACGUAUUCUGGAUAACUGGCAGGCCGAGCAUGCAAAGAUUAUCAAGGUGUUCCCGAAAGACUACAAGCGUGUUCUACAAGAGCAGGAAGCAGAAAAGGAACGUCUCGAAGCAGAAAAGGCAGCUGAGGAUGAAAAUGACAAACCUGGACGGCCCCGUGAACGUGCUCUAUCGAUGGAUAUGCAAAUUGCUCCGACGCUUAUACAUAAGAAGAAACUUUUGGCCAAAAAGAAACUUUCUGUUGCCCAACGCAAACGUAGGUCCUCGAAAAACCCUCGACCACAGGAUAUUGCUGGGUUUGAAGAUGAAGAAGAUUUGCAAGAUGCUAAUGAGGAGAUUGAAGAAGAUGAGACAAAGUCCGACAAUGAUGAAGAGCUGUUGUCGGAUGACGAGCAGCUCAUGCAAGACAACGACUUCCUUCGUGAUGUUAAAAAGAGUGUGGAUAUAGAGAACAUUAUCGUUCCCCCUCAUCUGCAAAAGAACGACGAACCACUCGAUAAGCUUCGUGGGUUCGUGAAGUAUAAUCGCCAGAAGAAGAUGUAUCGUAACCCUGAGGAACGUCUCAAGGACUGGGACGAGGUGUAUGACUUUGGAGCUGUUCGAAGUAACAUCCGACAGCAAGCUGCAAGAUGCAUGGACUGUGGUGUGCCGUUCUGCCAAGGUCACACUGGCUGUCCACUAGGUAAUAUAAUCCCCAAAUGGAAUGACUACGUGUUCAAGAAGAACUGGCGCCAAGCGCUUGAGCAACUACUACAAACCAACAAUUUCCCAGAGUUUACAGGAAGGGUCUGUCCGGCACCGUGUGAGGGUGCAUGCUGCCUUGCCAUUUCAUCGCCGGCUGUCACAAUCAAAUCGAUUGAAUGUGCUAUCAUUGAUUACGCGUUCAUGCAAGGAUGGAUUCAUGCUCGUCCACCAGUAGAAAAUACUGGAAAACGAAUUGCUAUCGUAGGAUCAGGGCCUGCUGGAAUGGCCGCAGCUGCCCAACUGGUCAAAGUCGGUCAUACCGUAGUUGUGUACGAGAGAAAGAACCGAGUCGGUGGUCUUCUGAGAUACGGUAUACCAUCGAUGAAAUUGGAUAAAUACAUUGUUGAUCGACGGGUGAAGUUGCUUGAAGAUGAAGGAGUUCGCUUCAUUACGAAUACGGAAAUUGGAAAGGAUGUCCCAGCCGACUUCUUGCUAAAGGAUAAUGAUGCUAUCAUCGUCUGCACCGGUUCUACCACUCCACGCGAUCUUCGGGUAAGUGGACGCGAUGCAAAAGGGAUCUGUUUUGCCAUGGAGUUCCUGGAGAAGAACCAACGCCGUCGUGCUGGUGACAACGUGUCCUGGGAAGGUUUAGAUGCAGCUGGAAAGCGGGUGAUUAUUCUCGGAGGAGGUGACACCGCCACUGACUGCAUAGCUACCAGUAACCGUUUGGGUGCCAAAUCUGUACGGGCAUUCGAGAUCCUGCCAAAGCCAGCCGAUAGUCGCAAGCCGGAGAAUCCAUGGCCCGAAUGGCCAGUGAUAUUCAGAAUUGAUUAUGGACAUGAAGAAAUGCAAAUGAAAACCGGAAAAGAUCCACGAACCUAUUCGAUUUCCACCAAGGCCUUCUUAACUACUGAAAACGCUGCCGGUAUAAAAGUGGUUACAGGUCUUGAGAUUGUUGAAGUGGAAUGGGAGAAAGACGAGAAGAUUGGUGUGCAAAUGUGGUUUGUUAAGGGAGCUUGGAAACUAAUCGAGAAGCCCGAUACGACGCAGACAGUGGAAUGCGAUCUAUGCAUACUUGCUAUGGGAUUCGUUGGCCCUGAAAAGGUGGUUAUCGAACAACUUGGUCUCAAAUCGGACGCGAGAUCUAACAUUCUAACACCAAAGGACAAGUAUAACUCUGAUGUGGCUAAGGUGUUCGCUGCGGGCGAUUGUCGUCGUGGUCAGUCCCUAGUGGUAUGGGCAAUUCAUGAAGGUAGACAAGCUGCUCGUCAGGUACGAAACUAA
Molecule: messenger RNA, 5382 nt
Organism: Haemonchus placei
Lineage: Eukaryota; Metazoa; Nematoda; Chromadorea; Rhabditida; Trichostrongylidae
Source: the annotation of a GenBank genome assembly